Populus euphratica (Euphrates poplar) is the source of this 1779-nucleotide messenger RNA. RefSeq lists its product as uncharacterized. Lineage: Eukaryota; Viridiplantae; Streptophyta; Magnoliopsida; Malpighiales; Salicaceae. The coding region runs from base 135 to 1472 and encodes 445 amino acids. The transcript is spliced from 9 exons. The record is from RefSeq and is a predicted model, not a curated record. Gene Ontology annotation, biological process: intracellular transport.
AAAAGAUAGCAUCAUCAUUCACCACCAUUAACCACAAGCCGCAAAAAGAAAAUUGAAAAAAUAAUUCAAAAGCAAGAAAAACCCUAUUUUUGUUCCCUUUCUCUCCUUGCAGCUUUUCAAGAAAAGAAGAAAUCAUGAAAGGAGCGAAACGAUUUGCCGCUUCAGACCCAGUCCCUGACUCGAAUGACACGGCAAGGCUGAUUGUGCCACACUCAUUAUGGUUGCAGUUACGGAAUAAGAGAAUAAUGGAAGGAUCGCUAUUUGAUAUUCAUAGACCUGAACAAUCUCAGCAACAAUCGACUCCAUUGCCACCAUUGGAUGCAAAACGGGCUGCUUCAUCACAGCAGCAUGUGAGAGCUCUCAAUAACCAAUUUGCCAGUUGGGUUCAAACGCAACUGAAGAACCAUCCUGAUGAACUCUGGGAAGAUGGGAUUCGAGAUUACCUUGCUCAUGCUUCAAACAUUAUGGAGAAGUUUAGUGAAGUUGUCAGCUGGCUUAAAGCAAAUGCUGUAAAAGGAGGGCCUGUUGCUGAUUCUCUUCCAGCUGAAAAGAAAUUAGUGCCUGAAAUAAAGAAUAAUGAGAGCAAAUUACUUCAAGAAAAAACCGGGUUUGCUUUACCGAGUAGCAGUACAAGCUUUACAAGUUCCUGGAGCUCUGGUGUCUUUUCUGCCAACCAAAGUUCUGGAGGAGUAUCAUCUAGUAGCCAAAGCUCUAGUUUAUUCUCCAAUGGUCAAAGUUCUGGUUCAUUAUUAUUGAACAAUUCAAGUUCUGUUUUGUCCUCAAACAACCAAAGCUCUGGAUUUUUCUCAAACAUUCAAAGCCCUGGCCUCUUGUCCAACAAUCAAAGCUCUGGAGCAUUCUCCAACAGCCAGAGUUUAGGAGCACUCUCCAACAGUCAAACACCUUUCUCCUUUAAUCAAAGCUCCGGAACAUUCUCCAACAGCCAAAGUUUAGGAGCACUUCCCAACACUCAAACAUCUUUUUUGUUUGGUGGCCAAAGCUCCUUCCCUGCAAACCAUAACACUGCAGAUGAUGCAGAAAAUGAAUUACAGCAACCUGGCAGUCCAUCUGUGAAGAAGUCUGUAGAGAAGGGUAUUGUGACAGUCCAUGAAGUCAAGUGCAAGCUCUAUGUGAAGUCAAGUGAUCCGGCAGAUGAGGACACAUGGAAAGAUAAGGGCCCAGGGCAGCUUUCCAUCAAAUGCAGAGAGGGGAUUGGCAAGUCCACGAAAGAAUCUAAACCAACAAUUGUUGUUCGAAAUGAUGUGGGGAAAGUGUUACUUAAUGCUUUGCUCUAUCCAGGAAUCAAGACAAAUCCACAGAAGAAUUCCCUUGUUGCAAUAUUUCACACUGCAGGUGAUGAUAGCGGCAAUAAUGAUAGUGUUGUGGCACGUACUUUCUUAAUUAGGACAAAAACGGAGGAGGAUCGGAAUAAGCUAGCGACAGCAAUCCAAGAAUACGCUCCUCCUUCAUGAAAGUCGUUAUAGGAGCACGAGUCUUAAAAUUUUGCAGCAAUUGGCUUGUUAGGAACUGAGCCAGCUUGUCUUGGGGCUCCAAAAUAACAGGGGUCAAUUUUUAGAACUCGGACCCCAUGAAAUCAAAUGUAUUUCUAUUACUUGUAUUAUAAUAGGAGGAAAAGGAAUGCUAUGUUUUGUUUCAAUCUUAAACCGUCAUUCUCCUUUUAGUGUUUAUUUGAUGAAUGAGCACGUCAUCAUAUGACUGGCAUCAUUCACGGUGUCCAAACGCCUUAAUUGAUGCAAUGCUAUCAAAUAUUUCUUCUCU